This is a messenger RNA of Penicillium pulvis, 771 nucleotides long. RefSeq lists its product as uncharacterized. The record is from RefSeq and is a predicted model, not a curated record. Bases 1 to 771 code for a protein of 256 amino acids. NCBI's taxonomy places the organism in Eukaryota, Fungi, Ascomycota, Eurotiomycetes, Eurotiales, Aspergillaceae. The transcript is spliced from 2 exons.
AUGGCUCAAUUCAUCACAUCCUCAAGUCCAGCCAACACUCAUGCUUUCUUUUCUGGUGUUGUGAUACUAGACGUGGUUCCAGGGAACAAAACUGCGAUCCGAAUGGCCUGUGAGGCACUCUCGCAAGGCCCCCUCUACGAAGCCCUCGCCAAUGUGUUCAAGGGAGAGUAUGGCAUACCUAUGACUAUCGACUACUAUAAUAGUGGUCGGGCCGAGUUCCUUCCCGGCACGAUUGCCUUCGUGCAAGGUGCUGUUUCUAUUGAUUCCGCACAAGCUACUGGGGACGCAAGCCCAAAGGCGUUAAUUCGUGCUGAUCAGCUGAUCCCCAUGCAAGGCGACCCGGAAUCCAGCGAAUUUGGAAAGCAUAUGCCUUUCAUGGCCCACGGCUCCCUCUCGUUUAUUGGAACACUAGUCAACACUCGUGUUGAAUCCGGCCAUCGACUCUUUGUGUUUACGACAACUGUCUACAACAACGAGAGGAAUCGCAACCAGAAUGCCCCCAAGUUCUCCACUUUUAAGGUGGCUUGUGCCCUGCCUGACGGUCCGCGAUGGAACAAUUUUCCCACGCCUGCCCACGGGGGUCAUAUGCAAGCUUCCGGUAACUGGGUUGGAUUCUAUGACAUUAACGGUGAGCGAUGCCUCUGUGUUGUAGCGACAAAUCUCUCCUUCAUUCUCAGCCCUACUCGCCUCAUCCCCCUGCAUUUCCCGGAUGACGGAGAUUGCUGUUGUCCUACAUGUAUGACAUGGUGGGAGGAGGAGAAUUCAGAGUGA